Messenger RNA from Vanderwaltozyma polyspora DSM 70294, 1113 nucleotides. RefSeq names its product Arc1p (gene ARC1). Gene Ontology annotation, cellular component: methionyl glutamyl tRNA synthetase complex. The transcript has a single exon. Gene Ontology annotation, molecular function: tRNA binding. NCBI's taxonomy places the organism in Eukaryota, Fungi, Ascomycota, Saccharomycetes, Saccharomycetales, Saccharomycetaceae. Bases 1 to 1113 code for a protein of 370 amino acids. The record is from RefSeq and is a predicted model, not a curated record.
AUGUCUUUUGUCGAAAAAUUCCAAAGUUUGAAUAUCUCAAACGAAUUAUCUAGAGAACAAUCUGCUGUUGUUGCUCAAUGGGAAUCAAUCUUGUCAAAUGGUCAAAUCAAUGCUAACUUACCAUUGUUAAACACCACUUUAAGAGAUGCUAGUUUCGUCGCUUCUACCCCAUCCCCAAUCUUGAUCGACGUUCAAUUGUUUGAAUCAGUUUUGCCAAUCAUUAGGGAAUUACUAGCUUCUUCAAAGGAUGUCUCUAACAACAGUGCUCAAUAUAGACAUAUAAUCAGAUGGGUAGAUUAUUUACAACAAUUGUUACAAUUACCAGCUGACCAACAAUUAGCUAUUAACUAUGACAUUGAAUUACCUCGUGAAGUUAUCGAAAAGAAAAAGAAAGCUGAUGCUGAAAAGAAGAAAGAUGAUGCUCCAGCUGAAACUAAGAAAAACGCAAAGGCUAAGGAUGAUAAGCCAAAGGGUAAACCAGAUGAAGAAACUUUAAAGAAAUUGAGAGAAGAAGCAAAGGCCAAGAAGGCUGCCAAGAAAGCUGCCCAAGCUGCCGCUAACGCAGAAAAGGAAGCUAAAGAACAAGAAAAACCAAAACCUUCUAUUAUUGACUUCCGUGUUGGUUUCAUUCAAAAGGCCAUCAAGCACCCAGAUGCUGACUCCUUAUACGUCUCCACCAUUGAUGUCGGUGAUGAAGAAGGUCCAAGAACUGUUUGUUCUGGUUUAGUCAAGCAUUUCCCAUUAGAAGCUAUGCAAGAACGUUACGUUGUUGUUGUUUGUAAUUUAAAACCUGUUAACAUGAGAGGUAUUAAAUCUACCGCCAUGGUUUUAUGUGGUUCUAACGAUGAAAAGGUCGAGUUCGUCGAACCACCAAAGGGUUCCAAAGCAGGUGACAAAGUUUUCUUCGAAGGUUUUGGUGACGAAGAACCAUUGAAGCAAUUGAACCCAAAGAAGAAAUUAUGGGAACAAUUACAACCACAUUUCACUACCGACGAAUCUUUACAAGUCAUCUUCAAGGAUGAAGAAGAUAAAGAAAUGCCAAUCAGAAAAUUGACUAACAAAAACUCUGACUCUUUCAAAGUUGAAUCUCUUGUUAACGCUCAAGUUCGUUAA